Molecule: messenger RNA, 654 nt
Organism: Cryphonectria parasitica EP155
Lineage: Eukaryota; Fungi; Ascomycota; Sordariomycetes; Diaporthales; Cryphonectriaceae
Product: plant basic secretory protein
Exons: 1
Source: RefSeq, a predicted model, not a curated record
UUCAAACUGCCCAAGCUGCGCCUGAACGUGCCAGACCUCGCCCACCCAGGCGCCUCCCGCCUCCUAUCCGCCAUCGACACCUCGGCCAUCCUAGCCGAGAGCGUACAGACCGUGCUGCGCCUGCUCUACCAGAAACCCUCGCCCAGCGUACCCGGCACCCGCUCCGUCACGCUCUACCUGGAGGACAUGGGUGGUGUGGCGUACACCAAGGGCUCCGACCUCGACGACGACCACAAGGAGAUCCACUUCUCCCUCCGCUACAUCCACGGCAUCAAAAAGGCCCCCGAGGGCGCCAAGGGCGAUACCACCGGCGCCUACGAGAUCCGCGGCGUGCUGGUGCACGAGCUGGUGCACUGCUUCCAGUACAACGGCCGCGGCACUUGUCCCGGCGGACUGAUCGAGGGCAUCGCGGACUGGGUCCGUCUCAAGGCGCACUUGGGAGCCCCGCACUGGAAGCGGGACAGCCUCCCUGAGCGUUGGGACCAAGGCUAUGAGAAGACGGCUUAUUUUCUGGAGUGGCUCGAGGCGCAGUAUGGCGAGGGGACGGUCAGGCGGGUCAAUGAGACUCUGAGGACGGAGAAAUACGACAAGGACCAGUUCUGGAAUGACCUGUUUGGGGCCGGUAUCGAUACUCUUUGGCAAGACUAUAAGAAA